Messenger RNA from Acanthosepion pharaonis, 1737 nucleotides. Lineage: Eukaryota; Metazoa; Mollusca; Cephalopoda; Sepiida; Sepiidae. The record is from the annotation of a GenBank genome assembly.
AUGGGCAUUUCAUUUAUUCUGACGUCAAUUGCUCGAGCCCGACUUGGAACCAACAAAGGAAGAUUGCUCCGACAUAGAAAUAAGAUGGGGACUAAGGCAUAUUUUAUGCAAAUUUCAUGUUUUCUUUCAUAUUUAUUUCUUUUCUUCUUUUCCCCUUCUUUCUUUCUUUCUUUCUUUCUUUCUUUCUUUCUUUCUUUCUUUCUUUUUUUUUUUCUUUCUUUCUUUCUUUCUUUCUUUCUUUCUUUCUUUCUUUUUUAUUUCUUUUCCACGAAUACUACGUAUUUUCUUUCGUUCUUCUGUUCCUUUCUUUCUUUCUUUCUUUCUUUCUUUCUUUCUUUCUUUCUUUGUUCUUUCCCAGUUCCUCUUCACCACCCCUUCUUUCUUUUUUCCUCUUCACUUCACUUUCUUUCUUUAUCUUUUCUUUCUUUCUUUCUUUCUUUCUUUUUCAGUUUUUCCCCUCUCUUUUUCCUCAAUCGCUAUCUAUCUAUCUAUCUAUCUAUCUAUCUAUCUAUCUAUCUAUCUAUCUCAGUUCCUCUUCACCAGACUUUCUUUCUUCCUCUUCACCUUGCUUUCUUUCUUUCUUUUUUUCUUUCUUUCUUUCUUUCUUUCUUUCUUUCCCUCCCUUUCUUACUAGAUUUUUCAGUCUUAUUUCCAAACCCUUUGAUAAUCUCACCUUCUCAACAUUUCUAUAUUGAAUUCUUUCGCUUGUCUUUCUCUUACCGCUACCCUUAUCUCCUUCUCGGUAUCUAUCUAUCUAUCUAUCUAUCUAUCUAUCUAUCUAUCUAUCUGUUUGUCAUAUUCCCUUUCCUUACUUCUUUCUGCCUUUCUUGUCCAAUUACAAAACCGAAUCGUGUAAAAAUCUUUUAUUCGCUUUCUUCGUUUGUAACGGAAGCUCACCGGAGGCGCUAUGACGUCACAACGACGUCAUCGAUUUCUGCUGCCCUCUGUCAUUCUCCCUCUCUUUCAACCGCCUCCAUAUUUAACCUGCCCCACUUUCUCGCCAUUUCACCUCAUCUCCCUUUUCACUUUGUUAUUGCUGUUGUUAUUAUUAUUAUUAUUUCUUUCUUCUCUCUCUUUAAAUUCUUCAAUAGUGUUAUCUCCAGAUGUAUUUUAUAUUUGAGUUUUGUAUCCUUCUCUCUACUCCUCUCUCUCUCUCUCUCUCUCUCUCUCUCUCUCUCUCUCUCUCUCUCUCUCACGAAGAAUUAUUUUCCACCCUACAACCUCUCUCUCUCUCUCUCUCUCUCUCUCUCUCUCUCUCUCUCUCUCUCUCACAGCCUUGGACAUCGAUUACUGACUCUCUCUCUCUCUCUCUCUCUCUUCGAGUCUUUUCUUCUACUUCUCUUCCUUUUUCUUUCUUCUUCUCUUUUCUUUCAUCAAUACUUUUCUUUUUCUUUCUUCUUCAGGUCUUUUUGUUUCAUCCAUAAGCAUUUUCUUUUCUUCUCUUUCUUAUUUCUUCCAUUUCUUUCUUCUUCUCUUCCUUCUUUUCUUUUCUUUUCUUUCUUUCUUUCAUCAAUAAGCUUUUCUUUCUUCUCUCUUCUUUUCUUUCAUCAAUCUUUUUUUCUUCUUCUCUUCUUUCUUUUCAUCAAUAAUCUUUCCUUUCUUCUUCUCUUUCUUUCGCUUUUCUUUCUUCUUCUCUUCUUUCUUUCAUCAAUAAGCUUUUCUUUCUUCUUCUCUUCUUUCUUUCAUAAAUCUUCUUUCUUUCAUAUUCUUCUUUCUCUUCUUUCCUUUCAUCAAUAA